This is a messenger RNA of Monomorium pharaonis (pharaoh ant), 5647 nucleotides long. It is a transcript of the gene emb, whose product is annotated as exportin-1. Gene Ontology annotation, molecular function: small GTPase binding; nuclear export signal receptor activity. Gene Ontology annotation, cellular component: cytoplasm; nucleus. The coding region runs from base 626 to 3826 and encodes 1066 amino acids. Gene Ontology annotation, biological process: protein export from nucleus; ribosomal large subunit export from nucleus; ribosomal small subunit export from nucleus. Lineage: Eukaryota; Metazoa; Arthropoda; Insecta; Hymenoptera; Formicidae. The transcript has 14 exons. The record is from RefSeq and is a predicted model, not a curated record.
CACGCAUCGUUUCCCGCGGCGGCAGCGGUGGCGGGCGUCUUCGACGACGCAACAAACGUCGGUCUGGCCUGGCGUCUGAUCUGGCUCGGGAACGCGACGGAGAAGACCAAGAUCGCAGCGGGCACGCCGCGAACGCAACCUCCGCGUGCCCGAGCGCGUCGCGGUUUACACCCGCGGCCGAUCCGCCGCACAUAACCUCCCUUCCUGAUUGUGUCAGAUGUAGGUUAGAUCGGGCGCCCGCGGCCGCGGCGCGACGACUCCCUCGGACAUGUCGCGGAGAAGGGAAACAACGAUUUUUUCCCCCCUUGCGUUCUCAUCGUGCCCUUCUCGUUCGCCUGAUCCGUCCGCGUCGCAUCACGGCGCGUCCUCGCCAUCGCGCUCUGUAGAUCCUUUCAGCCUCCGGCGAGUGUCCCCCUCGAAUGCGACGCAAACACGUGCGACGUAGUAUUCAAUUUCUCGUUAUUGGAUCACCGUCGGAUUACCGUCGCUCGACGACUCCAAGACUUCGCCACACUGGACGUUUUUAAUUGAGGACAAUGAUCUAUCUAGAUUUUAGAAUGAAACUUUUGUAUCUCAUCAGAAUCUAUUGUAAAACGUACGAAAGGACAUACAAAUAAGAUUCGCAAUGGCAACUCUGGCUGAGCAAGCUUCUAAAUUAUUAGACUUCAAUCAGAAACUGGAUAUAACGCUGCUCGACAACAUAGUAGGAUGUAUGUAUACUGGGAUAGGCGAACAACAGAGAGUCGCACAGGAAGUGUUAACAACACUGAAGGAACAUCCAAACGCCUGGACACGGGUAGACACCAUUCUAGAAUAUUCACAGAAUCAACAAACAAAAUAUUAUGGCUUACAAAUAUUGGAGCAAGUUAUAAAGACGCGAUGGAAAGUAUUACCGAGAAAUCAAUGCGAAGGUAUAAAGAAAUAUAUCGUAGGCCUUAUCAUAAAGACGAGCAGUGAUCCGGAGACGAUGGAAGCUUCCAAAGUUUAUCUUAACAAACUUAAUAUGAUUCUUGUACAAGUACUGAAACGCGAGUGGCCAAAAAAUUGGGAAUCCUUUAUUAGUGACAUUGUUGGCGCGAGUAAAACCAACGAAAGUCUCUGUCAAAACAAUAUGGCUAUUUUGAAACUCUUAUCGGAAGAAGUGUUCGAUUUCUCCAGUGGUCAGCUCACUCAAACAAAGGCGAAACAUUUAAAGGAUACGAUGUGCAGCGAAUUUUCACAGAUAUUUCAGCUUUGCCAAUUUGUGAUGGACAAUUCACAAAAUGUCCCAUUGGUAGCAGUCACAUUGGAGACGCUACUGAGGUUUUUAAACUGGAUUCCACUCGGUUACAUUUUUGAAACCAAAUUGAUAACUACUUUAAUAUUCAAGUUUUUGAAUGUACCAAUAUUUCGGAACGUUACUCUAAAGUGUCUGACCGAAAUCGCAGCAGUCACCGCCACUGUGCCGAAUUACGAUGACAUGUUUGUUAUAUUAUUUAUCAAUACGAUGCAGCAAUUGGAACUAAUGCUUCCACUGGAAACUAAUAUACGUGAAGCAUACGCUGCUGGUCAAGAUCAAGAACAAAAUUUUAUUCAGAACUUAGCCAUGUUUCUUUGCACUUACUUAAAAGAUCAUGGCGAACUAAUAGAGAAGAAACAAUUAAACGAAACAUUAGUGAAGGCGUUACAUUACCUCGUUCUUAUCUCCGAGGUCGAUGAAGUCGAAAUCUUCAAAAUUUGUUUAGAGUAUUGGAACGGAUUGGCAGCCGAGCUGUACAAAGAGAAUCCUUUCGUGACUUCGUCGCCGCUUUUCAUGUCUAAGAACAUGACGGCUCAUCUUCCGCCCCGGAGAUUAUUUUAUGGUCAAGUUUUGACAAAGGUACGCUAUAUUAUGAUCAGCAGAAUGGCGAAGCCUGAAGAAGUGCUUGUUGUGGAAAAUGAGAACGGCGAGGUUGUCAGAGAAUUUAUGAAGGAUACCGAUUCUAUUAAUCUCUAUAAAAACAUGAGAGAAACUCUUGUUUAUCUUACUCAUCUUGAUUAUUUGGAUACGGAGAGAGUAAUGACGGAGAAGCUACAAAAUCAAGUCAAUGGCACAGAAUGGUCUUGGAAGAAUCUCAAUACGCUGUGUUGGGCAAUAGGCAGUAUUUCCGGCGCUAUGCACGAAGAGGACGAAAAACGUUUUUUAGUGACUGUAAUCAAGGAUCUACUUGGUUUAUGCGAACAGAAAAAAGGAAAAGAUAAUAAAGCUAUAAUCGCCAGCAAUAUUAUGUAUGUUGUUGGUCAGUACCCACGAUUUCUCCGAGCCCAUUGGAAAUUUUUAAAGACUGUUGUAAAUAAACUUUUUGAGUUUAUGCAUGAGACGCACGAUGGAGUGCAAGAUAUGGCCUGCGAUACUUUUAUUAAAAUAGCACUGAAAUGCAGACGACAUUUUGUUACUGUACAAAUAGGGGAAGCGAUGCCGUUCAUUGAAGAAAUUCUUUCUACAAUUAGCACAAUCAUAUGCGAUCUUCAAACACAACAAGUACAUACAUUCUAUGAGGCAGUUGGCUAUAUGAUAAGUGCUCAAUCCGAUGCUGUAGUGCAAGAACAGUUAAUCGAAAAAUACAUGCUUCUCCCUAAUCAAGUUUGGGAUGACAUUAUAAGUCAAGCGUCUAAGAAUGUAGAUGUCUUGAAGGACCAAGAAGCCGUGAAACAACUGGCCAGCAUCUUAAAAACAAAUGUUAGAGCUUGUAAAGCUCUUGGGCAUCCGUACGUGAUACAAUUAGGGAAAAUAUACUUAGAUAUGUUGAAUGUUUAUAAGGUUAUGAGUGAAAAUAUAAGUGCUGCGAUAGCUGUAAAUGGUGAGAUGGUAAUGAAACAACCUUUAAUUAAGAGUAUGAGAGUAGUGAAAAAGGAAACAUUGAAAUUGAUAUCGGAUUGGGUGAGCAGAACGAAUGAUCAUCAAAUGGUAUUGGAAAAUUUUAUACCGCCGUUACUGGACGCUGUUUUAUUGGAUUAUCAAAAGACGAAUGUUCAUUGCGCUAGAGAGCCCGAAGUGCUUAGUGCUAUGGCCACCAUAGUAAAUAAAUUGGAAGCCCAUAUCACUAGUGAGGUGCCCAAAAUAUUUGAUGCAGUAUUUGAAUGUACUUUAGAAAUGAUAAACAAAGACUUUGAGGAAUUUCCCGAACACAGAACAAAUUUUUUCCUUCUUUUACAAGCGGUGAAUAUUCAUUGUUUCCCUGCAUUUCUUUCAAUUCCACCGGCUCAGUUUAAGCUGGUACUUGACUCGAUCAUUUGGGCUUUUAAACAUACAAUGAGGAAUGUAGCAGAUACAGGAUUACAAAUUCUUUAUCAACUUCUAUUAAAUAUUGAACAACAUGAACAGGCCGGUCAGAGUUUUUAUCAAACAUAUUUUACAGAUAUUCUGCAACAUGUAUUCAGUGUUGUCACAGAUACAUCACACACUGCAGGGCUGACUAUGCACGCGACUAUACUCGCUUAUAUGUUUACGCUGAUUGAACGUGGGAAAAUUCAGGUGCCGCUCGGCCCUGUGCCUGAUAAUACUUUAUAUAUACAAGAAUUCGUUGCAAGAUUGCUUAAGGCAGCCUUUCCGCAUUUAACCGAUAAUCAGAUUAAAAUAACGGUGCAAGGUUUGUUUCACCUCAAUCAAGAUAUCACUGCAUUCAAGGAACAUCUCAGAGAUUUUCUCGUACAAAUCAAAGAAUAUACAGGUGAGGAUGAUUCCGAGCUUUACCUGGAAGAGCGAGAAACGGCUUUACGACUAGCUCAGGAAGAGAAAAGGCGGCAGCAAAUGGCAGUACCAGGCAUUAUUAAUCCUCACGAUAUACCGGAAGAGAUGCAGGACUGAAUUUAAUCAUAUAGUCCUUGUCUAUCGUUUUCUGCACAUCCGAAUGCAAAACACUCUGUUAAAGUAAUUAUUGUAUCCUUUGAGCUGUAAUUAUCCCUGCAACAUCACCAUCAUCUCACUAUAAAAAAAUAGGCGAAUAUCGAUGACUUAUUAAAACUGUGAGUCUGCAAAAAAAAGAAAAACUACAUCCUUGUUAAGGAGGUAAGGAAUGAAACGUGGUGACGUUUGUUUGUUAUAGGAUUCUAAAAAAAAAAAAAUUCGCGUUUUUGUUAUGGAUAAUGAGACAAUUGCCUGCUAGCGAUGCUAUUUCAUGUAAUGAAGUAAAAGAAUUACUUUUCUCAGAGAAAGUCGACUAUCUAUAAGAGAUUGAUAAUUCUAGGAUAACAACUUUCACAGUUAAUUCCCAGUUGAUCAGAAUUAUUAAAAUAUGGUGGAUAUAUAGCAAAAAUAACAUUACCAGUCUUCAGAAUUACCCUCGAACAAGUCGAUUAUAUACAUUUCGUACGCGAUGAAUUUUCUCUGUACAAAAUUUUCCACGAAACCUAUGCCGCUACAUUAAGUUUCGUUUUAGCAUUUCCGUGCGAGAGUUGAGGGAGAAAAAAAACGCGCUGUAGUCCACAGAGUUGUUUUGUGCGCACCAUCGGCCAUUAAAAUUUAUUGUCGAAUGGAAUACGAAUAUGUAUGUAUGUAUGUAAGCUUAUUUGUGAUAGCUUAUACUAAUGUAUUGAUACACGAAUUUGUUAUAAUAUAAAUAAUACAAAGGAAAGUUUUUCUCUUGUUCUACUACUUUUCAUUUAAUGAAACAUUUAUUCAACCGAGAGAACACGUCAUUAUUAUUAUUAUAAUUCGGCGAUAUUGUUGACAAAUCAUCUUUAAAAAAAAAAAAGUAAACACGGAACAUUUACAGUGAUAUGUGAGAGAUACGCGCGAGUGAUAAGACUUACGUCUACUAAGAUGUGAAUGCGCAGAUAUAAUAGUAUAUCUAACAGAUCCGAAUAAUUCAGCUAUGUAAAGAGAAAAAUUAUAUAAAUAUAUAUAAAUCAGCAGCGACCUAUUUAACUUGUUAGAUGAUUAAUGCAUUUAUUUGAUCAUUAUACGUAUAAUAGGAUUUCAGUGAAUACUUGGUGAAUUAGUAUACUUUGUCGGGCAUGAGUGUGGUUAGGGAAAAAUCCUUUCUGGUGAUUUAUGCGUGAAAUGAGAAUUGUGUAUAAGGUAUUAUAUUAUUGGAUUUGAGCGAUGUAAAAGGAUAAUUCUUAUGAAUCAUGAUUGUCGUAUGUAUGUUUAAAUCAGUGUAGAGCUUUAAAGUGUAAUACGUCGAUAUUAUACUUACAUGCAACAGGGGUGGAGGGAAGAAGGAAAGCAUGAUCGGAUUGAGAUAUUUUGUGAAUAUAAUUUGCAUAAAAUAGUAUCGUCGCAAGCAGGCUCUGGCAGAUGAUAUGUACGUGAAAGGCGCGUGUUUUUAUCUGACGAUCAAUGAGCGAAGUUGUAAUAUAAUAUUACUAUUAUUAUGAGCCAUACAAUGAUACUUGUAAAUUAAAACAAAAAAGAAAUGAUUGCAACACCGUACGUUUAGCACUUAUUUAGGUACUUCAUCCUCCAUCUCGAUAUUUGUGUUGUCGAAUUUUUUUUAGCUUAGAUUACGAGGGAAAGCGUUACGACGCCGAAGAAUCUUCCUAAUCGAAGAUUUAGUGUGUUACAUCGAGAGAGGAGUUUUUUAAUAUACAUUCUGUUUUUACGAAUCACAUACUAUCGUAUCAUUAGUCAUACGCGGCGUUCUGAGGUUGAACGACAAAUUUAAAUAAACGAAUUUGAUUCAUUGUA